Messenger RNA from Misgurnus anguillicaudatus (oriental weatherfish), 3017 nucleotides. RefSeq names its product signal transducing adaptor molecule (SH3 domain and ITAM motif) 2 (gene stam2). Gene Ontology annotation, cellular component: endocytic vesicle. The record is from RefSeq and is a predicted model, not a curated record. Gene Ontology annotation, biological process: signal transduction. Lineage: Eukaryota; Metazoa; Chordata; Actinopteri; Cypriniformes; Cobitidae. Gene Ontology annotation, molecular function: ubiquitin binding; phosphatidylinositol binding.
UGUUGGCUUACUCAGUUUACGGAAGAGCAACUGGUGGAAGUGGACGCAAUUUAAUGGAUGUUAGAAAAAUAUUUCGUCGAUCUUCGUAGACAGCGAGCUUUUAUUUCGAUAUUAGUAGACAAGAAGAGGUCACAAAAUGCCUUUAUUUGGCCAAAACGCAUUCGAUCAGGAUGUGGAGAAAGCAACCAGUGAAACUAACACGACAGAUGACUGGGGUCUCAUUAUGGAUAUCUGCGACCGGGUCGGAACAACUCCAAAUGGUGCAAAAGAAUGUCUCCGGUCAAUCAUGAAGAGGGUCAACCACAAAGUUCCUCAUGUUGCCAUGCAAGCAUUAACGUUGCUUGGUGCCUGCGUUUCAAACAGUGGAAGAAUUUUUCAUUUAGAAAUCUGUUCACGAGAGUUUGCCAGUGAAGUCCGGACUGUGCUAAACAAGGCUCACGCAAAGGUUGGUGAGAAACUGAAGGCUCUGAUGGUUGAAUGGGCGGACGACUUCCAAAAAGACCCACAACUGAGUCUCAUCGGUGCCACCAUCAAAACAUUAAAAGAAGAGGGAGUGACCUUUCCCAGCUCAAGCAACCAGAGCUCCAGCACAAAGCCCAACAGCAACCCUGCCAACAACAAACCGGCCGAUGAUGAUGAUCUGGCCAAAGCCAUUGAGCUGUCCUUACAGGAGCAGAAACAGCAGGUAGAGACUCGACCCCUCACGGUGAUCUCUGAUCCACCCUACAACACCAACAGCAUGAAGGAGUCACAUAAGGUACGCGCCCUCUACGAUUUCGAGGCGGCUGAGGACAAUGAACUCACUUUUAAGGCUGGAGAGCUUGUGCUGGUUCUAGAUGACAGUGAUCCAAACUGGUGGAAAGGAGAAAACCAUCGAGGCACAGGGCUUUUCCCAUCAAACUUUGUCACAACCAACCUGAAUGCUGAACCAGAGCCUGUGAUGUAUCUUGAGAAGACCGUAGUUCCUGAAGAACCCACCAUUGAAGUCCAAGCUGAACCUGAGCCCGUGUUUAUAGAUGAGGAGAAGAUGGACAAAACUCUCUUUCUGCUCCAGAACACAGACCCUGCAGAUAACACACCUGAUAGCCAAGAGCUGCUCACAUUAGAAGGUGCUUGUGAAAAUAUGAACCCAAUGAUAGAUGAGAGACUUGAAGAAAUCGACAGGAAGCACUCAGAAUGGUCCGAGCUAAAUGUGAAGGUGCUGGAAGCUCUGGAGCUGUAUAACCAGUUAAUGAACGAGGCUCCGCUUUACAACGCUUACUCCAAAAUGCAGUCUGUACAAGGCACUUACCCAGGAGCCCCUGCUCCGCUUCCUAUGCAGGGUUAUCAGCCAUCUGGAGCCUACAUGUCUACUGGUGUUCCUCAAGGCUAUAGUCUGAGUUCAGAUCAGGCUGGCCCUCUCUGUUCUCUCCCUCCGUCAGUCAAUUCGGCAGCUGCUGGUCAGGCCGCACAACCCCCCUACAUGAGUGGUCCCAUAAAUGCACAAUACAUGAACCAAGCUCAUGGUGGCCCCGCUCCUUAUCCACCACAAAUGGGUGUGGCUAUGGACAUGUCUGGAUAUCAGAACGCUAAUGCUGGUGUGCCUCCAACCUCCUAUCCAAUGUCAGCCCCGGCCCACCCUGCACCUCAGCAACAGCAAGCAGCUUUCUACCAGCAACCCCUGCUGUAAGGCCAUGCCAAAGGUCCUAGUUUAGAGUCACAAUAUCCGAUGCAAAUUCCAAGCAAGUGGUAAAAUUGGGUGAAGAGUGUUUUCUUCUCUACUAUAAUAAUGGAGAGGGGUAUGCAGAGGUUAGACACUUCAUUGUCUUUCCUUUUUUCUUAACUCUGUGAAGAUGUUUAGGGCAGGUUCAGAGUCGUUGAAAUGCAUUACACUAACCUGAAACAACAAUUUUGUCAUCUCAUGAUACUCACCAGCAUAUUCUUUAUGUACAUGAAUAUGAAUUUUAAGAUGCAUACUCUUUGUUUAAAGAUAUAAUGCUUGGUAGGCUUACAGUUCAUUGUUGAUCACUGAAAGACCCCAAAACUUCAAUUACAUCCCUUUUUAGAGAAAAAAAAAGUUUUUUAUAGCGCAGUAGAGGACAAUUGUAUGAAGAAGAUUAUAAUUAGGUGGAUCAACAAAUCUGGAAAGAAUUUACGUGCCAAGACUCAGCACUUGUAGAAACAAGAAAUGAUACAAUCAGAAAUGGUGGUUAAAGGUCCAAAGUGCUGUUAUUGAUUCAGAACAAUAGGACUUGCAGCACUGUAACAACAGUUUGAAGCCAUUUUCGUUGGCAUGUAAAAUCCUUUGCAAACCGUGCUUUGGAUUUACAUGAAUUGAAAGUAGUCACAGAUGCAAUCCCUUUAUGGUCAAUCCAUAUGUUUCACUGUAUAUUGAUAUUUAUAAUAUGGGAGUACCGCUUAUGUUUGCGUUGUGGGUGUUUUUGUCAUUCAACUUAAUUUAAGGCUUGUAAAAUCGCAGUACAAUACAUUAUAAAUUUACAGAUAUGAAAUACAGAAAUUAAAAAUAGUUGUUGCUUUUUGCUUCUUGGGUAUGUAAGAAAACAUUUUCUGACAACCCUUCACCCUCAAAUCAAGUCGUUUGAUGAUAUGGACAAAAUAUAACAAUUUUCAUUCUUGUUAAAAUUGGAUUAUAUAGUAUAAAAUAGAUGAUUCGUCUUUAUUUUUUUCUUAAACUGCUUGAUUAAAGAAAAUGUAUAUUAGAUGUUAAAUACCUGGCUUUGUCUGUACUGCACCUUAACUUUAUACACAUUUAUUUACCACCAGAUGCCUUGGUCUUACAAAAGAUGAAAUCAAACUAGACACCAAUUUAAAAAAAAAACUUUAUUUCAAAAGCUGCUGUAUAUUUGUAAAACUAUAUGUUUUAAGAGAUUUAGAAGGAAAUCUGUAUUGUACCCUUGGACUCAAUGUUUUGUAACAUCAAGAUUUAUUUGUAUCUUUCCUGUUACUUUUUCAAAUUCCUUUUGUAACAAGGUGAACCCUUAUAGUCUUCAAAAAAUAAAAUGACAUGUGUUUCAAUA